UCCCGGUCGCUACGGUGCCGCCUGCCGCCUGGAGUGCUCAUGCCAGAACAAUGGCACCUGUGAGCCCGCCACGGGCGCCUGCCACUGCGGCCCCGGCUUCUACGGCCAGGCCUGCCAGCACCCCUGUCCCCCUGGCUUCCACGGGGCUGGCUGCCAGGUGGCGUGUGAGUGUCAGCACGGAGCCUCCUGCCACCCCGUCAGCGGCCAGUGUCUCUGCCCCGCCGGCUUCCACGGCCAGCUCUGCGAGAGGGGGUGUGAAGCAGGCUCAUUUGGAGAGGGCUGCCGCCAGCACUGUGACUGCGAGGCCGGGGCACCCUGCGACCCCGUCACCGGCCAGUGCCUUUGCCCCCCAGGGCGCACAGGGGCCACCUGUGACCGUGACUGCAGACCGGGCUUCUUUGGGCCAGGCUGUGCCUUGCGCUGUAGCUGCGGAGCUGGGGCCGGUUGUGACCCCGUCAAUGGGCAGUGCCACUGCGUGGACGGCUACACUGGGCCCACCUGCCAGCAAGCGGCCUUGCAACCGGCCUCUGACGGACCAGCACCUGGGCUCAGCAGCAGGGCACAGAAACACUAGCGCAGAGGCAGCAGUCAAGCAGGCCCGUCUCCCGGGUGCUCUGGCGACGACUGAGGAGGGCGCCCAUAGGCCAGGACUCCAGCCGCAGCCUCGUCCCCGAGGGCCGUGUGCAGCCACGCAGCCCCUCGCUCUGCAAGGAUCGGCUGGCACGGGGAGGGAGGCCCUGGCCGGCCCAACCGCAAGGAGCCCGGACGAGUGGACCGGCCCUAUUGGCUGUACGUGCUGAGCAAGCCCGCCUCCCCGGGUGGGGACUGAGGUGUGGGCGCAGGUGCGGCAGGGGACCCCUGCCCCCCGAGCUGGUUCUUCUGGUGCUAGGCCCUGGGACUGCUGUGGCCCCAUCUGUUCGCCUGGAGCCACAGCCCACUGUAUUUAUGUAAAAGUAUUUAUGGGCAGCUGGACACGCCCGCCGCACCCUGGGCACCGAAGGCUGCCCGUCCCCUGCGCCACGAAACCCUGACGCGGGACCUUGGGGCUCUGAGGGGCCUCUGGGUGGGGGACUCUGGUACAUGUGAAACCCAGUAAUUUAAGGAAGAAGCAGUCGCUUCCUUGUGA
Lynx canadensis (Canada lynx) is the source of this 1126-nucleotide messenger RNA. RefSeq names its product nascent polypeptide-associated complex subunit alpha, muscle-specific form-like. The transcript has 5 exons. The coding region runs from base 51 to 800 and encodes 249 amino acids. Lineage: Eukaryota; Metazoa; Chordata; Mammalia; Carnivora; Felidae. The record is from RefSeq and is a predicted model, not a curated record.